Molecule: messenger RNA, 1864 nt
Organism: Asparagus officinalis (garden asparagus)
Lineage: Eukaryota; Viridiplantae; Streptophyta; Magnoliopsida; Asparagales; Asparagaceae
Product: protein pleiotropic regulatory locus 1
Exons: 19
Coding region: 43-1530 (495 amino acids)
Biological process (GO): mRNA splicing, via spliceosome
Cellular component (GO): precatalytic spliceosome; Prp19 complex; catalytic step 2 spliceosome
Molecular function (GO): protein binding
Source: RefSeq, a predicted model, not a curated record
AAAAAACAAAAUAGAAAGACGAGGGAGGGAAGAGAGCGGUCGAUGCCAGGGACAGCUGCAGAGAGAGAACCGGCGAGGGCAAUGGCGGCGGCGGAGCCUGUGGAGCCUCAAUCUCUGAAGAAACUGAGCUUAAAGUCCCUGAAGCGUGCCCUAGAUCUCUUCUCUCCAGCCCACGGCAGUCACGUGCCUCCAGAUCCCGAGAGUAGGAAGAUUCGGCUCAGCUACAAGCUGAAUGCGGAAUAUGGAUCGGUUAAGAACUUGUUGAAUGACCAAGCUUGUGAACAGGGCAGAGACAAUGCACAGGGCCAAGGAGGUCCAGCUUCCACCUCUUCUGAAUUGGCAUUAACAGGCAAUCACGAAUCUAAGGAUCAGAAGGAGGGAGGCCAAAACACUCUUGUAGCUGCACCAGCAAUGCUACCUAGAGGACCGGAUGUAGGGAAUCCAGGUCGAAAUGCUGCUGGAGCUAUAAUAUCGGUUCCUGGAUCAUCAGAAAGACAUCACUCAACAUCCGCGCUAAUGGAACGGAUUCCUAGUAGAUGGCCUCGUCCGACCUGGCAUGCUCCAUGGAAGAACUACCGGGUUAUCAGUGGGCACUUAGGAUGGGUGAGAUCUAUUGCAUUUGAUCCAAGCAAUUCAUGGUUCUGCACUGGUUCUGCAGACAGGACAAUAAAGAUAUGGGAUAUUGCAUCUGGGCAAUUAAAGCUCACAUUGACUGGACAUAUUGAACAAAUACGAGGUCUUGCUGUCAGCCAACGACAUACUUAUAUGUUUUCUGCGGGUGAUGACAAGCAAGUUAAAUGCUGGGACCUUGAACAGAAUAAGGUGAUAAGGUCUUAUCAUGGACAUCUCAGUGGUGUCUAUUGCUUAGCUCUGCAUCCGACAAUUGAUAUUUUAUUCACUGGAGGUCGAGAUUCUGUAUGCCGGGUCUGGGAUAUUCGUAGCAAGGCAAUGGUUUUUGCUUUAUCUGGACAUGAUAAUACUGUUUGUUCAGUUUUUGCUCGACCUACGGAUCCACAGGUUGUAACUGGCUCCCAUGACACCACUAUCAAGUUUUGGGAUCUUGUUGCUGGAAAAACAAUGACAACUCUCACACACCAUAAGAAAUCAGUUCGUGCUUUGGCGCUACAUCCAACAGAGAACACUUUUGCAUCUGCAUCAGCUGACAACAUAAAGAAAUUUAGCCUUCCUAGAGGCGAAUUUUUGCACAAUAUGCUGUCUCAACAAAAGACAAUCAUAAAUUCAAUGGCAGUAAAUGAAGAUGGGGUCCUUGCAACUGCAGGUGAUAAUGGUAGCCUAUGGUUCUGGGAUUGGAAGAGUGGCCAUAAUUUCCAGCAGUCGCAAACUAUCGUCCAGCCUGGUUCACUGGAUAGUGAAGCAUGUAUUUAUGCUCUUUCAUAUGAUAUGAGUGGUUCGAGACUUGUUACGUGUGAAGCUGACAAAACAAUAAAGAUGUGGAAGCAGGACGAGAAUGCUACACCAGAGACCCACCCGAUUAACUUCAAACCACCUAGAGAAUUCCGAAGAUAUUGAAGAUGCCUCUAAUUAGAAGCUCAGGUGCAUACAAUAUGCUGAUUGAACCGGGAAAGGACUGUAAGAGGAUAAUGUAGAGCAAGAAACUGGUGUAAAAGGGGACCAGAUCCGCAUCGAAGAGGCAAAAGCCACCCGUCAAUAUUCUCUGUACGGAAGUUUAUAUUCUCUCAGUCAUAAAUAUUUCUGAAAGUUUAAGGUGUAAACAUAUCUGUAAGUUACGAUGUGCAAUUACUAUUCUUGACUUCAAAUUUCUGAAUUUAUAUCUGUUCUUCAGUUUUGAGAGAUUUGCACUUCAACUGAUGUGUAUAUCAAGAAGAAAUGUCGUGAUAUUGGA